This is a messenger RNA of Suricata suricatta (meerkat), 2970 nucleotides long. RefSeq names its product transmembrane serine protease 15 (gene TMPRSS15). The record is from RefSeq and is a predicted model, not a curated record. Gene Ontology annotation, molecular function: serine-type endopeptidase activity; protein binding. The transcript is spliced from 25 exons. The coding region runs from base 1 to 2970 and encodes 989 amino acids. Gene Ontology annotation, cellular component: membrane. Lineage: Eukaryota; Metazoa; Chordata; Mammalia; Carnivora; Herpestidae. Gene Ontology annotation, biological process: proteolysis.
AUGGUGUCAAAAAGAAGGAUACCUUCCAGGCACCAUUCUUUCAGCACCUAUGAGGUCCUGUUGGCAGCUCUCUUUGUCUUAUUGGUGGCGCUCUGUGCUGGAUUAAUCGCAGUGUCCUGGCUGGCAAUCGAGGGAUCAGAAAGAGAUGCGAUGUUUGGAAAAAGUCACAAAACCAGAGGGACAUUGAAAAUAACAGCUGGAGCCACGUAUAAUCCUAAUUUGCAAGACAAACUCUCAGUGGAUUUCAAAAUUCUUGCUUUUGACCUUCAGCAAAUGAUAGAUGAUGUCUUUCAAUCAAGUAACCUGAAAAAUGAAUAUAAAAACUCAAGAAUUUUAAGAUUUGAAAAUGGCAGCAUUAUAGUUAUAUUUGACCUUUUCUUUGCCCAGUGGGUGUCAGAUGCAAAUGUAAAAGAAGAACUGAUUCAAGGCAUUGAAGCAAAUAAAUCCAGCCAACUGGUCACUUUCCAUAUUGAUUUAAGCAGCAUUGAUAUCACAGGCAAGCUAACAAUCAGCAGUUCUCUGACAACUACAGGAAAUGUCUCAAUAGAUUGCCUGCCUGGUUCAAGACCUUGUGCUGAUGCUCUAAAGUGUAUAGCAAUUUAUUUAUUUUGUGAUGGAGAAAUAAACUGUCUGGAUGGCUCUGAUGAAGACAAUGACACUUGUGCCACAGCUUGUGAUGGCAGGUUUUUGUUGACUGGAUCUUCUGGGUCCUUCCAGGCUGCUCAGUACCCAAAACCUUCUAAAUCCAGUGUUGUUUGCCAGUGGAUUAUACGUGUAAAUCAAGGACUCUCCAUUAAACUGAGCUUCAAUUUUUUUAAUAUGAAUUAUACAGAUGUAUUAAAUAUUUAUGAAGGUGUGGGUGCAGACAAGAUUUUAAGAGCUUCUCUCUGGAAAACCAAUCCUGGUACAAUUAGGAUCUUUUCCAACCAGAUUACUGUCACCUUUUUUAUAGAAUCUGAUGAAAAUGAUUAUAUUGGAUUUAAUGCAACAUACACUGCAUUUAAUAGCACAGAGCUUAAUAAUUAUGAGAAAAUUAACUGUGAUUUUGAAGAUGGCUUUUGUUUCUGGGUCCAGGAUCUAAAUGAUGAUAAUGAGUGGGAAAGGAUUCAGGGAAACACCUUUCCUCCUUUUACUGGACCAAAUGUUGACCAUACUUUUGGCAAUUAUUCAGGAUUUUACAUUUCUACCCCAACUGGACCAGGAGGAAGACAAGAAAGAGUAGGGCUCUUAAGUCUCCCUUUAAAUCCCACUUUGGAACCAGUCUGCCUCAGUUUCUGGUAUUAUAUGUAUGGUAAAAAUGUCUAUAAAUUAAGCAUAAGCAUUAAUAUCAACAGUAACCAAAACAUGGAGAAGAUAAUUUUCCAAAAGGAAGGAAAUUAUGGAGAAAAUUGGAAUUAUGGACAAGUAACAUUAAAUGAAACAUUGGAAUUUAAGGUUGCUUUUAAUGCUUUUAAAAACCAGUUCCUGAGUGAUAUAGCAUUGGAUGACAUUAGCCUAACAUACGGGAUUUGCAAUGCGAGUCUUUAUCCAGAACCAACUUUGGUCCCAACUCCUCCACCAGAACUUCCUACGGACUGUGGAGGACCUUUUGAACUGUGGGAGCCAAAUACAACAUUCACUUCUAUGAACUUCCCAAACAGCUACCCUAACAAGGCUUUUUGUGUUUGGAUAUUAAAUGCACAAAAGGGAAAGAAUAUACAACUUCAUUUUCAAGAAUUUGACUUAGAAAAUAUUGUCGAUGUGGUGGAAAUCAGAGAUGGUGCAGGAGAUGAUUCUUUGCUCUUAGCUGUGUACACAGGGGCCGGCCCAGUAAAGGAUGUGUUCUCAACCACCAACCGAAUGACUGUGCUUUUCAUCUCGGACGAUGUGUUGGCAAAAGGGGGAUUUAAAGCCAACUUCACUACCGGCUACAACCUGGGGUUUCCAGAGCCCUGCAAGGAGGACCAUUUUCAGUGUAAGAAUGGAGACUGUAUUCCACUGGUGAAUCUCUGUGAUGGUCUUCUUCACUGUAAGGAUGGCUCUGAUGAAGCACAUUGUGUGCGUCUUUUCAAUGGCACCAGGAACAACAAUGGUUUGGUGCAGUUCAGAAUCCUGAGCACAUGGCAUGGAGCUUGUGCUGACAAUUGGACCACCCAGAUUUCAAAUGAUGUCUGCCAGUUGCUGGGACUAGGGAGUGAAAACUCAUCGACGCCAAUCUUCUCUUCUGGAAGUGGACCAUUUGUAAAAGUAAACAUAGCCCCCAAUGGCAGCUUGAUACUAACACCAAGUAAACAGUGUUUACAGGAUUCACUGAUUCUGUUACAGUGUAACCAUAAGGCAUGUGGAAAAAAACUAGUGGGUCAAGAAGUCAGCCCUAAGAUUGUUGGAGGCAGUAAUGCCAAAGAAGGAGCCUGGCCCUGGGUCGUUGCUCUUUAUUACAACGACCAGCUGCUCUGUGGUGCAUCUCUCGUCAGCAAUGACUGGCUGGUGUCCGCCGCCCACUGUGUGUACGGGAGAAAUUUAGAGCCAUCCAAGUGGAAAGCAACCCUAGGACUGCAUAUGACAUCAAAUCUGAGUUCUCCUCAUAUAGUAACUCGGUUGAUAGAUCAAAUUGUCAUAAAUCCACAUUACAAUAAACGAAUAAAGGACAGUGACAUCGCCAUGAUGCAUCUUGACUUUAAAGUGAACUACACAGAUUAUAUACAACCUAUUUGUUUACCAGAAGAAAAUCAAGUUUUUCCUCCAGGAAGAAUUUGUUCCAUUGCUGGCUGGGGGAGGCUUAUACAUCAAGGUCCUACUGCAAACAUAUUACAAGAAGCCAAUGUUCCUCUUCUCUCAAAUGAGAAAUGCCAACAACAGAUGCCAGAAUAUAACAUUACAGAAAACAUGGUAUGUGCAGGCUAUGAAGAAGGAGGAAUUGAUUCUUGUCAGAGAUGUAAGAACAUGAACUCACUGAAUGCCAACACUGCAAUAGAUCUGAAGUAUCAAUAG